Molecule: messenger RNA, 1008 nt
Organism: Morus notabilis
Lineage: Eukaryota; Viridiplantae; Streptophyta; Magnoliopsida; Rosales; Moraceae
Product: protein MID1-COMPLEMENTING ACTIVITY 1
Exons: 7
Coding region: 1-885 (294 amino acids)
Source: RefSeq, a predicted model, not a curated record
AUGCCACUAGACUUUAAUCUGUUGCUUCUGGAGAGACUUGAAUACAUUGAGAGAGAUCAAUGUGAGUACACAUUGGAUGAUGAGGAUAGAAAGAUUCAGGAUGUAAUUCUGCAACCCGAACCCUUGAAAAGUGGUGCUUCAGUGCUGAAGAAGACUCUCUCGUGCUCCUACCCAAACUUAACUUUUAAAGAAGCACUCAAAAAGGAAAAUGAAAAGCUUCAACUAGAACUACGAAGGUCACAAGCUAAUUACGAUGUGAAUCAAUGCGAAGUUAUUCAGCGUUUGAUAGAUGUCACGGAAACUGUCGCUGAGAAUACUGUUCCAGACAAGAGUUCACCUGAAAAAAGUCACAAGAAAAUGGAGCGGAACUAUUCAGAUGACAAUAGUGAAAAAGAAGAUUCAUCCGAUGAAAAAUAUAGUAAGAGAGGUGAUAGUCGUGUAACUUCCAGAAACACUUCUUCAGUUUCAUCUGGGCAUGAUCUGCUGUCAACUAGAUGGUCACAUCGGCAUGAAGAAUGGAGUAAUGAUCUACUUGGAUGUUGUUCAGAACCUUCUUUGUGUAUAAAGACAUUCUUUUACCCUUGCGGUACUUUUUCAAAGAUUGCUACGGUAGCAAAAAACAGGCACAUGUCUCCGGCAGAAGCUUGUAACGAGUUGAUGGCGUAUUCAUUAAUUUUGUCUUGCUGUUGCUAUACCUGUUGCAUUAGAAGGAAGCUCCGCAAGACGUUGAAUAUCACGGGAGGUUUCAUCGACGAUUUCCUUUCACAUUUCAUGUGUUGCUGCUGUGCUCUUGUCCAAGAAUGGCGGGAAGUUGAGAUCCGCGGUGUUUACGGUCCUGAGAAGACAAAAACAAGCCCACCACCAUCACAAUACAUGGAAUCUUAAGUGAAGGAUUUGAAGGCACUGUUCAAAUAUUGUGAGAUACAUAUAUAUAGGUAAUGGCCAGUUGCCACUGUUAUUAUGUGAAAAACUUGUAAUCUGAUUUCUACUUUCAUCAAUUCUCUCCCU